Molecule: messenger RNA, 2613 nt
Organism: Podarcis raffonei (Aeolian wall lizard)
Lineage: Eukaryota; Metazoa; Chordata; Lepidosauria; Squamata; Lacertidae
Gene: BTBD2
Product: BTB domain containing 2
Exons: 9
Coding region: 367-1500 (377 amino acids)
Biological process (GO): neurogenesis
Cellular component (GO): cytosol; P-body
Molecular function (GO): protein binding
Source: RefSeq, a predicted model, not a curated record
GCGGCGGCCUCCUCUUCUUCUCCCCUCACGCACAACCACCGCGUCGGGAACCCUCUGCCGGCCUCGUCGUCGUCGUCGUGUCCGGCGGCCCCGGCCCCGGCGUCUCCCGCUUCGCCGCCCUCUCCGCCCGCUCCCCUUCCUCCUCCUCCUCCGCCUCCGCCGGCCUCGUCGUGCUCGCUGGGCCCCCGCGAGCCGGCCUACAACUGGCAGGCCACCAAGCCGACGGUGCAGGAGCGCUUCGCCUUCCUCUUCAACAACGAGGUGCUCAGCGACGUCCACUUCUUGGUGGGGAAGGGCCGAGCGGGGGCCCAGCGCCUCCCCGCCCACAGGUUUGUGCUGGCUGUGGGCAGUGCGGUCUUUGAUGCCAUGUUCAAUGGCGGGAUGGCUACAACGUCCUCCGAGAUAGAACUACCCGACGUGGAACCGGCUGCCUUCCUUGCUUUGCUGAAGUUUCUCUAUUCGGAUGAGGUUCAUAUAGGCCCGGAGACCGUGAUGACGACCCUUUACACCGCUAAGAAGUACGCCGUCCCCGCGCUUGAAGCCCACUGUGUGGAGUUCCUCAAGAAGAACCUCAGGGCAGAUAACGCCUUCAUGCUCUUAACGCAGGCCAGACUCUUCGAUGAGCCCCAGCUGGCAAGCCUUUGCCUGGAAAACAUAGAUAAGAACACAUCUGACGCCAUCAACGCAGAAGGCUUCACAGAUAUUGACCUUGAUACACUGGUGGCUGUCCUGGAGAGGGACACCCUUGGCAUCCGUGAGGUGCGCCUCUUCAACGCGGUGGUCCGGUGGUCCGAGGCCGAGUGCCAGCGGCAGCAGCUGCAGGUGGUCCCAGAAAACAAGCGGAAAACCCUGGGCAAAGCCCUCUCCCUCAUCCGCUUCCCCUUGAUGACCAUCGAGGAGUUCGCAGCGGGGCCAGCUCAGUCGGGCAUCUUGACCGACCGCGAAGUGGUCAGCCUGUUCCUGCACUUCACCGUCAACCCCAAGCCGCGGGUGGAGUUCAUCGACCGCCCCCGCUGCUGCCUGCGGGGGAAGGAGUGCAGCAUCAACCGUUUCCAGCAGGUGGAGAGCCGUUGGGGGUACAGCGGGACCAGCGACCGGAUCAGGUUCUCUGUCAACAAAAGGAUAUUUAUCGUCGGAUUCGGGUUGUACGGAUCCAUCCACGGCCCAACAGAUUAUCAAGUAAAUAUACAGAUUAUUCAUACCGACAGCAACACAAUCCUGGGCCAGAAUGACACCGGCUUCAGCUGCGAUGGGUCUUCCAGCACUUUCCGGGUCAUGUUUAAAGAGCCCGUUGAGAUCUUGCCCACUGUCAGCUACACAGCCUGUGCCACCUUGAAGGGCCCCGAUUCUCACUACGGCACCAAAGGGCUCCGCAAAGUGAUCCACGAGUCGCCGACGACGGGCGCCAAGACCUGCUUCACCUUCUGCUACGCCGCCGGCAACAACAACGGCACGUCCGUGGAGGACGGACAGAUCCCAGAGAUCAUCUUCUACACAUAGGGGCCGCCGCGGGGGGAUAGCUCGCUGCCGGGCGGACGGCCAUGUGCUGCUGCCCCCCCUCCUCCCGCCUCAUCUCUCCCCCCUCCAUGCGCACCCCUUGCGUGUCCUUCCCAGCUGAAACCGCAGGCCGUCCUCUGCCGUGCUGGCAGGAGGGCUGCUAGCCGGGGCUGGGGACCCAGCGGGGCCGACACCGGGAGCCCACUGACGGGACGAUUCGCUGGCCUGAGUCGGGCCGGGACGGCGGCUAGCAAUUCCUUCUGCCCAGGCCGGCAGCUCGGCUCUACCAUUGCAUCGUGAACGUAGCCGCUUCUACAUCCAGCUGUUGCAGUGGGGAGGCGGGGGCAGACUCGCUCUUGCGGAUGGACAAUCCCUGCCAAAGGAAGCCCCCCUCUGUGCCAGGAUCAGGCCGGACAGGGGGAUGCGGCAGGGCAAGGAGGAAAUGUGUUUCUGACGGCUGGUCACCUGGCAAGGCUUGACCCAGAACGCCCUGGCCAGCCCAGGCUGCUCCUGCCCUCGCCGGGCAACUACCUUAUCGUGUCACGGGACAGAUUUUUUGGGGAGGGACUCAUCCCUGAACGCGAGGCAGUGGGGGUGAUUCGCAGCCACAAAAAGACUUGCCUUGUUUGAAGAGUAUUGGGAGUGGCUGAAGUCCCUGGACUCUGAUCGUCAAUAUGUUGCUUGCUGCUAAUAAUAAUAAUAUAGUGCAACUCAACAAUGCAUUUUACUCUUCUACGGUCUCCUUUUGAGUCUGGUUCCCAUUCACAAGCUGGUGCCGUGACUGCUGAUUUGCUCGUUUGGGGGUUGGUUUUCGAGCUGGGGCUACGGUGAGCUGCGUUUCCCAAAAACCCAGCAGCCAAACAGGUUUAAGAUUCCCCAUCCCUAGAAAACCCUGGGCGUCUUGGUGACCUGACAGAAAUGCAUCAAAGCUCGAAGGCUUUUGUGCUAAAGGUGGGAUCCCCACCAGCACUGAUGGGACAGUUCGUUUGCCCAUUCCACCCCCCCCCCCCCCGUGAAAUCUCCUGCCUGUGGAAACCUGCAAGCAAUUUGCCUUGGGUACGCAGCUGUCAUCACCUGAACCCUAGCUGUGCUCAAAAGCUGGCGCUGCUGAGCUUU